AUGUUUAAGUGUCGAUGGUUUGAUACAAACUCAAAUAGGCAGGGAAGUGUUAAAAUCGACCAUGGCUUAGUAUCAGUGAACAUUAACAUAACUUGGUAUGAUGACGACCCAUUCAUUUUGGCAAACAUGGCAAAACAGAUUGUGUAUCUAGAUGACCCUAAAGCCGGGAGCGGUUGGAAAGUUGUUCAGCAGAUGGAUCAGAGGAACGUGUAUGCUAUACCAGAACUAGACCCAACUGACAACGACGUCCUUGACCAACGUUUGGAGUCUUCCAUGGAAAAUGAUGCAGAAACACUUCGAGAUACAAAUGUUAUACAAGAACCAUUUCAGGUUCAAGGAGUGUCUUCAAUCGAAAUACCGAUUCAGUCAAUUACAAUUGACCUCGGUGAUCUUCCGCGCUACGAUGUUCUAGUGGGCCCAAACUAUGAAAGUGAUGAGGAGGAGGAUUGGGAAACCGAAACUGAUGAUAGCGACAAUAAUGAAGGUUAUUAUAGUUCAGAUGAUGAAUAA
Prunus armeniaca (apricot) is the source of this 510-nucleotide messenger RNA. The record is from the annotation of a GenBank genome assembly. Lineage: Eukaryota; Viridiplantae; Streptophyta; Magnoliopsida; Rosales; Rosaceae.